Molecule: messenger RNA, 219 nt
Organism: Phanerochaete carnosa HHB-10118-sp
Lineage: Eukaryota; Fungi; Basidiomycota; Agaricomycetes; Polyporales; Phanerochaetaceae
Exons: 1
Biological process (GO): regulation of transcription by RNA polymerase II
Molecular function (GO): DNA-binding transcription factor activity, RNA polymerase II-specific; RNA polymerase II cis-regulatory region sequence-specific DNA binding
Source: RefSeq, a predicted model, not a curated record
UGGCUCUAUCACCACUCGAGCCAUCCGUAUCCGAGCGAAGAAGAGAAGAAGGCCCUGUGCAACGCCACAGGGCUCAGUAUAUCUCAGGUUUUUAACUGGAUGAUCAACGUACAUCUUCUAUUUUAUAUCUCUCCUGCAAUACUGGUUCCUAUCCCUCUGCUAGGCACACUGCCGCAUACUUGUACCCGCAUGCAUUGUGGCUGCAAAGCCACGUACUAA